This is a messenger RNA of Paramecium tetraurelia, 351 nucleotides long. RefSeq lists its product as uncharacterized. The transcript is spliced from 2 exons. The record is from RefSeq and is a predicted model, not a curated record. NCBI's taxonomy places the organism in Eukaryota, Ciliophora, Oligohymenophorea, Peniculida, Parameciidae.
AUGGGUAACAGCACAUCAUAAAAUGAAUUCAAUGCUCAACACUAUUAACAAAAUUCAGGUUUAUCUCUAAAAGAAGUCGAAGGAAUUAAAAAUGUUUUUGAUUCUUUGGAUCCAAAAGAUGGCUUAAUACAGACAGGAACCCUUCGAAAACUUUACAGAGACUCAUAUGAUGCACCAUAGUUAAAUAACAAGAUUGGGGAUAGAGAAACAUUAACAUUUGAUCAAUUUUUUGAGUUGAUGAAAACAGAUAUGUUAGAGAAAAAACGACAAUUUCCAGGGGUAGAUUUUGAUGAUGGUAUAAAUGAAAAUGUUUAAUGCUUCUUUUGCCAUCCUCAAAGACAACAGAGUUGA